AUGCUUGAAGUCUGCGAGCUGGUGGAUUUCCUCGGCAAUGAGAUUACUCCCAUGGCGGAGAUCGAGAAGGAGCGAGCGAUGUGGAAGGACGGUGUCGAUGUGGAAAAGGUCAUAGCUGACCUCAAUGAUUCUCACGCGCAACUGGGUGUAACGCAAGGUUGUGGGGGUGCUGGAUGGUUGAACUCGCCAAUUGGAAACGAGCUACUUGACGGAUUUGACAAGACGCAGACAAUUUUAAGAAGUGACGGUCUGAAGCAACAGCUGGGCGGCCAUAAGGGUAUCGAUACCAGCCAUUGGAGGGAAACCUGGGAAUACGAGCUCAUGGACGGACAUGAGUGGACUGUUACCGUCGGCAUGGAUUUAGGCGUCUUUUUAGACCCGGGGAAAAUGAUACCUAAGAUUAUGAAGGCUAUGGUAGAUCCGAGACAUCCCGAUUUCUUCAAGUGGAUGAUUGCGCAAUGGCGUAGUCUAGUAUGGGUCCUUCUUUUGAACUCUCGUCCAGGGUGA
Mytilinidion resinicola is the source of this 507-nucleotide messenger RNA. RefSeq lists its product as uncharacterized. The transcript is spliced from 2 exons. The record is from RefSeq and is a predicted model, not a curated record. The coding region runs from base 1 to 507 and encodes 168 amino acids. NCBI's taxonomy places the organism in Eukaryota, Fungi, Ascomycota, Dothideomycetes, Mytilinidiales, Mytilinidiaceae.